GAGCUGACGACAGCGAUCCAGGACUACUUCGUGGCGCGGAACAAAGAGCACGACAAAGAAAUCUGCCGUUCCUUCGACGAUAUGUCCACUAAACUGAGUCAGGUAACGGAUGUGACUGCGGAGAUUGUCGAACUGAGCAAUUACCUGCACGUCUGCUCCUCCCAGACGAUGACGCAGCUACUACAGGAAAUACAGAACGCCACCGACCGUCUGAUGUUCCUCCUUCAGUUCGGUCGCGUCCCUGAAGACCAGGUGUCCCUAAUCAACCGGAUGUACGCGUGGCCCCACAAGAUCCAGGAGGACUUUCGUCUGGCGGAGGCGAGGCUCUCCCACAAGAGGGACGUGAAGGAGACGGCUCUCAAGGCACGGGUCGCCACCUUCGAAAACACGCUGACCGUGUACCACAAGGAGCUCGAGGACCUGCGCGGGCGAGACAACUUCAUCAUGAAGGAAAUCCGCGUCGACACCAUGAAGAGGAACGUGGAGCUGCUCGACCGCCUCACCACGCAGCUGCAGGACGCCAAGGCCGAGCUGCAGGGUAUUAACGAGGAGCAGAGUCUGCUGAGCUGGGAGAUGACCAAAUUCCCGCUCCUGCAGGCGAUGGUGGCGCAGAAGGAGCCGUAUGACAAACUGUGGCACACGACCUACGAUUUCCACCAGAAGUAUGAGCAGUGGUACAACGGUCCCUUCGCCGGGCUGGACGCGGAGGCCAUCAACGAGGAGGUGGAGGCCAUGUGGAAGACGAUGUUCAAGCUCACCAAGACGUUCAUGGACCAGCUGAGCGAGCACCUGGGGACGGAGCUGAACCUGGCCCCCGAGACGUCCCUGGGAGACAUGAUCGAGGCUGGCCUGCCCUCGGUGCAGAGGAAGCUGGAGGAGAUCAGCCACGCGGCCUCCAAGGAGUUCAGCCUCGAGAAGGCCCUCGAGAAGAUGAAGGGCGAGUGGGCCAACGUCGUGUUCGAGUUCAAGCCCUGGAGGGAGACGGGCGUGAGCAUCCUGGCCGCCGUCGACGACAUCCAGGUGCUGCUGGACGAACACACGCAGAAGGUGCAGACGAUGCGCGGCUCGCCCUACGUCAAGCCCUUCGAGGCCGAGAUCCGCGCGUGGGAGGAGAAGCUGCUGUCCAUGCAGGACAUCCUCGACGCCUGGAUCAAGUGCCAAGUGACGUGGCUGUACCUGGAGCCGAUCUUCUCGUCCGAGGACAUCAUGAAACAGAUGCCUGUGGAAGGGCGCAAGUUCACCCGCGUCGACGCCACCUGGAGGGAGCUCAUGGGCACAGCGGUGAAGGACCCUCACGCCCUCGUCGCCACGGAGCAGCCUAACAUGUUGCCGAGAUUGCACGAAUGCAACCGCUUGCUGGAGGAGAUACAAAAGGGACUCAAUGAUUACUUGGAGAAAAAACGCCUAUUCUUCCCAAGAUUCUUCUUCCUGUCCAACGACGAGCUGCUGGAGAUCCUGUCCGAGACGAAGGACCCCCAGCGCGUGCAGCCUCACCUCAAGAAGUGCUUCGAGGGCAUCAGUUCCCUGCACUUCUCGCCGCAGCAGGAGAUCGAGGGCAUGAUAUCAGCGGAAGGGGAGCUCGUCCAGUUCAGCAACCGGGUCAUUCCUGCCAAAGCUCGGGGCCUGGUGGAGAGGUGGCUGGUGGAGGUGCAGGAGAUGAUGGUCCAGAGCAUGCAGGACGUGACCAUCCGCGCCGUCGAGAACCAUCCACUCUCGGCGCAUCAGCAGUGGAUCACGCAGUGGCCCUCGCAGGUGGUUCUCACGGUGGCUCAGAUCGUGUGGACGAGCGAGAUCACCAACCUGCUUCCCGAAGGAGGGCUGAAGGGUUACUUGGACGUGUGCAACACCCGCGUGGACGAAGUCGUGGCCAUGGUGCGCGGGAAGCUCGAACACGGGACUCGCCUCACGCUCGGCUCACUCAUCGUGACCUACGUCCAUGGGCGCGACGUAGUCCAGGAACUGAUAAGGAAAAGCGUUUCGUGUGACAAGGACUUCUCGUGGGUGGCUCAGCUGCGUUACUACUGGGUUAACGAACUGGUGCAGGUUGACAUGAUCACGACCCGCCUCCAGUACGGCUACGAGUACCUGGGCAACACCUCCAGGCUGGUCGUCACUCCCCUCACUGAGCGCUGUUUCAGGACUCUCAUGGGCGCCCUCAACAUGCACUUGGGCGGAGCUCCCGAAGGCCCGGCGGGCACGGGCAAGACCGAGACGUGCAAGGACCUGGCCAAAGCGGUGGCCAAGCAGUGCAUCAUCUUCAACUGCUCGGAAGGACUAGACUACAAGGCAAUGGCCAAGUUCUUCAAGGGUCUGGCCCAGAGCGGCGCGUGGGCGUGCUUCGACGAGUUCAACCGCAUGGAGCUGGAGGUGCUGUCCGUAGUGGGCCAGCAGAUCCUGACCAUCCAGGCGGCCGUGGCGAGGAGGGCGCAGCGCUUCAUCUUCGAGGGCGUCGACCUCGUGCUCAACAAGACGUGCAACAUCUUCAUUACCAUGAAUCCCUCUUACAUGGGGCGUCGCGAGCUGCCAGACAACCUGAAGGUGCUCUUCCGGACGGUGGCCAUGAUGGUGCCGGAUUACGUCCUCAUCGCCAAGAUCUCGCUCUUCUCCUUGGGCUUUGUGCAGGCCGACAGUCUGGCGAGGAAGAUCAUAGACACGUACAGGCUUUGCUCGGAACAGCUGUCGUCUCAGCAUCACUACGACUACGGCAUGAGGGCGGUGAAGGCCGUGUUACUGGCAGCUGCGAACCUCAAGCUGCUUAUGCCUGACCUGCCGGAGUCCCAGGUCGUCCUCAGGGCCAUUCAGGAUGUUAAUCUCCCUAAGUUCCUCGCUCAGGAUAUCCCUCUCUUCGAAGGCAUUGUACAGGACUUGUUUCCCUCUGAGAAGGACAGCAACAUCAUGACGGAUCCAGCGCUGGAGGCCGCUCUCAAGAACACUUUGGCUGAGAAUAACUUACAGGACGUCCCUUACUUCCGCGAGAAGAUGAUCCAGCUGUUCAACAUGAUCCUCGUGCGCCACGGGGUCAUGAUCGUGGGAGAGCCUCUCAGUGGGAAGACGAAGGUGUACCAGGGUCUGGCCAGCGCGGUGGAUAAGGUUGGCCGCGAGAGGAAGAUGGGCGACGAACGCGGCGUCCAGUUCAAGAUUAUCAACCCUAAGGCGCUCACGCUCGGUCAGCUGUACGGCGCAUACGACCCUUUUUCCCACGAAUGGUCGGACGGCGUGCUCGCGAAGACCUUCCGGGAGAUGGCGACGUCGAACUCGGAGGAGAGGCGGUGGCUGGUGCUGGACGGGCCUGUGGACGGGGCCUGGGUCGAGAACCUCAACACGGUCCUGGACGAUAACAAGAAGCUGUGUCUCAUGUCGGGAGAAAUCAUACAGAUGCCAGGCAAGAUGAGCGUCAUGUUCGAGACCUCUGACCUGGAGCAGGCGUCCCCGGCGACCGUGUCUCGCUGCGGAAUGAUCUACAUGGAGAACAAGCAGCUGGGUUGGAGGCCGCUCAAGGACUCGUACUUGGCCGCCCUUCCCGUGGCGGUGACAGACCCUGUGAAGGAGAUGGUGAACGAGGUCCUGGAGUGGCUGCUGCCCCCCGUCUACGACUUCGUGAGGAAGAAAUGCAAGUUUAUGAUCCACACUUCCGAGCUUCAUUUGUUUCAGUCCUUCUCACACCUCCUGGACUCCCUGCUAGACGAGGUCCGAGAAGCCGGGAAGCCCCUUGGACCCAAAAUCUCAGAGGACAAGAUGACGACGCUCCUGCAGUCUCUCAUUGUCUUCACUAUCCCGUGGACCAUCGGUUCCACUAUCACAGGCAUGAGUCGACGCCUCUUCGACCAGUACUUCCGCAGCCUGGUUCUCGGCCGCUACGAUCGCUUCGCCAAGCCAGAGUGCUUCAAGCUGACCAAAGGGAUGCUCCCCCCUGAGAGCGGUCUCGUGUAUGACUACCUAUACGAGCGAGAGACACAACGUUGGGUACCCUGGUAUGAUACCAUUGAUAAGGAGAGACUCGUUAUCCCUCCCGACGCUAAGUUGUCAUUUCUGUCUGAAUUGCCACUGAUCCAUCUUGACACGCUUUUUGCAUGCAAUUUCCUGCUCCAAAUUAAAACCGUGCAUGUGAUGUCCCUCUUCGAUCACCCAAGGAUGAGGAGGAGAUGGGGUUGUAUUACUUGCAGUAGCAGAAGAGGUUGUGGAGGAAGGCCUGUUGCAUGUGCAAUACAAUUAUCUAGUUCUGGUAGACAAUCACAACAAGCUAUGAGCAUCAUCAUUACGAUAAAGAAACCCAACCCAGCCCCUUACCCUUCGCCCUUUCACCCUUUACCCUAUCCGAGCACUCUGGGGUCUCCUCAGGUCUCGACGCUCCUGAUCCCAACGGCGGAGACAGCGCGCCUUGAGUUCUUCCUGAGGACCUGCCUGGACCACGACGUUCCCCUGCUGGUGCUGGGUCCCUCGGGCACGGGCAAGAGCGCCUCCACCACGAGCCUGCUGGUGGAUCUCCCGAAGGACAAGUUCAUUGUCAACAUCGUCAAUUUCUCGGCCAGGACGUCUGCCAGCCAGGCGCAGGAUAUCAUCAUGUCCAAAGUAGACAGGCGGAGGAAGGGCGUGUUCGGGCCGGCCAUGGGCAGGAAAUACGUGGUGUUCAUCGACGACGUGAACAUGCCGCAGAAGGAGCCGUACGGUGCGCAGCCUCCGAUCGAGUUCCUGCGGCAGUGGCUCGACCAUAAGCACUUCUACGACAAGAAGGACACGUCUAAGAUCGAGCUCGUGGAUUCGCUAUUCGUGGGCGCCAUGGGUCUCCCGAGCUCCGGCCGCAACACCAUCUGCGGGAGGUUCACGCGGCACCUCAACGUGAUCUGUAUCGACGAGUUCGACGACGCGACGCUCGACAAGAUCUACGGCUCGAUCGUCAAGUGGCACUUCGCGCAGCACGAGGAUGCGGCCAUGCAGAGCCUCGACAAGGCCGUGGUGGAGGCGACGCGGCAGGUGUACAAGCGGACCACCACGACCUUCCUGCCGACGCCUGCCAAGAGCCACUACGUCUUCAACCUUCGCGACUUCUCCCGCGUCGUCUCGGGCAUCCUCCUCGUGCCCAACAGCGCCCUCAGUUCCUCGGAGAAGCUGGUGCGACUCUGGCUCCACGAAGUCUACAGGGUCUUCCACGAUAGACUGUGCGAUGACGAGGACCGACAAAAAUUCCUGGGCAUCGUGCGCGAGGUGGCGGAGUCGGUGUUCGGACAGAAGCUGAGACACGUGUUGGGCCACAUCGUCACCGAAGGGGAAGACGAGGUCACGCCCGAACACCUCAGCCGCCUUAUCUUCGGAGAUUUCAUGAUUCCUGAUGCUGAGACGAAGACUUAUGACGAGAUCCAGAGCAUGAGCGACCUGACGCAGAUGACGGAGAACUACCUGGAGGAGCACAACACCGUCAGCAAGUCGAGCAUGUCCCUGGUCAUGUUCCACUACGUGAUCCAGCACGUGGCGCGCCUCAGCAGGAUCCUGAAGCAGGACUCAGGCCACGCGCUCCUCAUCGGCUUCGCGGGGUCGGGACGGCAGAGCGCGACCAAGCUGGCGACGUUCAUGGCGAAUUACGAUCUGUUCCAGAUCAAGGCAACGAAGGGCUACGGCGUGGCGGAGUGGCGCGAGGACAUCAAGCGUGCCCUCAUGAAGGCGGGCGGCGAGGGGCGUCCCACCGUGUUCCUCCUGACGGACACCCAGAUCAAGGACGAGGCCUUCGUCGAGGACGUCAACACCCUCCUCAACACGGGGGACUUGCCUAACCUCUAUUCGAACGAGGAGAAGGCGGAGAUCCUCGAGAAGAUCCAGCUGGUGGCGAAGGAGGAGGGCAAGAAAAUGGACGCCUCGCCACUCACUCUCUACGGAUACUUCAUCGACCGCGUCAGAUCCAACCUGCACCUGGUGCUGGCGGUCUCCCCCGUCGGCGACACCUUCAGGACGAGGCUCAGGACCUUCCCGUCGCUCAUUAACUGCUGCACCACCGAUUGGUUCACGCCUUGGCCCGAGGACGCCCUGGAGCGCGUAGCCCACAGCCUCCUACAGGACGCCCAGCUGGAGCCUUCCCUUCUGCAGCGCUGUGUCGAGGCCUGCAAGUUCUUCCACCACACCAUGGACGUUCUUGGGGCCAGAUACUACGAGGAGCUUCGCCGCUGGUGUUACGUCACGCCGACCUCGUACCUCGAGCUCGUCCUCACCUUCAGGCAGCUCCUCCUCAAGAAGCGCUCGGAGAUCCUCACGCUCAGGGACAGAUACGUAACGGGCUUGGAGAAGCUGAAAGAAGCCAAGCUCUUGAUCACGGAGCUGCAGGAGGAGCUGAAGAUGCUGCAGCCCCGCCUGGUAGAGACCUCGGCGAACACGGAGGCGCUCAUGAUCAAGAUCGAGCAAGACACCAUCCAGGUCGAGAGGAAGAAGGAGCUGGUGGCGGCGGACGAGGCCGUGGCCAACCGGAAGUUCGCCGACGCGCAGGCCAUCAAGGACGACUGCGAGAAGGAGCUGGCCAAGGCCGUGCCCGCCCUCAACGCCGCCACGGACGCCCUCAACACCCUCAAGCAGGACGACAUCCGCGUGGUGAAGGCCAUGAAGAACCCGCCGUCGGGAGUCAAGCUGGUGAUGGAGGCCGUGUGCGUGAUGCUGGAGGUGAAGCCAGAGCGGAAGCCGGACGCCACAGGAUCCGGCAAGAUGGCCGAGGACUUCUGGGCUCCUUCGCAGAAACUCCUCGGAGACAUGAAGUUCCUGCAGAAUCUCUUGCAGUACGACAAGGAGAACAUCCCCACCAAGAUCAUCUCGGUGGUCAGGACGAAAUUCUACUCCCACCCCGACUUCGACCCCAAGAAGAUCCGCAUGGUGUCGAUGGCGUGCGAGGGCCUCUGCCGUUGGGUCCGCGCCAUGGUGGUGUACGACCAGGUCAUCAAGAUCGUGGCCCCCAAGAAGCAGGCUCUGGAGGCCGCUAACUACGAAUUGGCGCUGCAGAACGAGAAGCUGGAGGAGAAGAGGAAGGAGCUGAGAGAGGUCACAGACAAACUCCAGGCCCUCAACGACGAAUUCACCAAGAAGCAGAAGGAGAAGAAGGACCUCGAGGAUUCCAUCGUCAGGUGCGAGCAGAAGCGAGACCGGUCCGAGAGGCUCAUCGGCGGCCUUGGAGGGGAGCGAGACAGGUGGAGCGACGCCGCCCAACAGCUGAGUGAGAGUUUGGAGAAUGUUGUUGGCGACGUGCUGAUUGCCGCUGCCGUCGUGUCCUACCUGGGGGUCUUCACCGUCGAUUACAGGGAGGAAUGCCUAGACAAGUGGCACCAUGGAGAUACAAAUGUCCUGUCAGAAGAGAUCUCGGCGAAGGAGGAGAUUGUUCAGCAGACGGAGCUCGAGAUUGACGGCGCUCGGUCUGCCUACCAACCCGUGGCCACACACGCCUCCGUCCUGUUCUUCUGCGUGUCCGAUAUGGCAGCUAUAGAACCCAUGUACCAGUACUCUCUGGGUUGGUUCGUUAAUCUCUAUCUGCAGUCCAUCAGAACUUCAGCCACCAGCGAGGACGUCGAGUCGAGGAUCACGCUGCUGAACACCCAUUUGACAAGGGCCGUCUUCCUCUCCGUCACUCGAUCCUUAUUUGAGAAAGACAAACUCCUCUUUUCUUUCAUGCUGUGUGUGAGGAUCCAGCAGGCGGAGAACAAAAUGGCUGAGGACGUGUGGAAAUUCUUACUGCGAGGAGGCAGAGGCUUGCUAAUGAACCCCCAGGGGGCACCGCCUUCGCCCUGGCUCACGCAGAAGGCCUGGGCGCAGUUGUUCCAGGCAGGGCAGUGUGAAAGUCUGUCGGGCGUGCAUGACCACAUAGCCGAGCAUUCGUGUGCGUGGGAGGAAGUGUACAACUCCCCUGCGCCACAUCGAGCUCCUCUGCCCGCGCCCUUCCACGAGCUCCAGGGGCUUCCAAGGGUUGCUCUUGUCAAGUGUCUGCGCCCUGAUAAAGUGACACUAGCUAUCCAGGACCUCAUCGCGAACCAGCUGGGUGAGGAGUACCUGUCGCCGCCUCCCUUCAGUAUUUCGUCGUCCUAUGAUGACUCUACCUGCCAGACGCCGCUCAUCUUCCUUCUGUCGCCAGGCACCGACCCGCUCACUGCACUCUACAGGUUUGCUGAGGAGAAAGAGGUUAACGAAGAGAGUCUUCAGGUCAUUUCACUCGGCCAAGGUCAGGGCGCGGUGGCAGAGGGAAUCAUCCAGAGCGGGGCUGAGCUGGGCUGGUGGGUCGUGCUGCAGAACUGUCAUCUGGCCGACUCGUGGAUGCUGCGUCUGGAGAUGAUCUGCGCCAGCAUCCUCACCGCGGAAUCCACUCAUCCCAGCUUCCGUCUGUGGCUCACGAGUUACCCUUCGCCGUCCUUCCCUCUCUCGCUGCUCCAGGAAGGCAUCAAGAUGACCAACGAACCGCCUCGAAGCCUCCGCGCCAACCUCCUCAAAUCGUACCACAGCGACCCCAUUAACGACCCAGCCUUCUUCGAGUCGUGCCCCAAGCAGAAGCAGUUUCAUCGCCUGCUGUUCGGCCUCUGCUUCUUCCACGCGCUCAUCCAGGAACGCAGGAAGUUCGGUCCCCUCGGCUGGAACGUCCCGUAUGAGUUUAAUGAGUCCGAUCUCAGGAUCAGCGUGAGGCAGCUGCAGAUGAUGCUGAGUGCCAACGCGGAGGAGGCGCCGCCCUUCGAGGCCCUCACAUACCUGACGGGCGAGUGCAACUACGGCGGGCGCGUGACCGACUCCCGCGACCGUCGCCUCCUCGUGUGCCUCCUCGCCGGCUUCUACAAUCAGGAAAUCAUCGAUGAAGAGGACUACAGGAUCAGCGCCCUGGACGAGUACCGUGCCCCGUCGGCGGGGAGCUGGCAGGACUACGUGGACCACGUGAGCCGCCUCCCCCUGUCCGCGCCGCCAGCGGUCUUCGGCCUGCACGAGAACGCGGACCUCGCCAAGGACCACAGGGAGACGGACCAGCUGUUCCGCGGCGUGCUGAGCCUGGAGCCGCACCUGAGCGGGCCUGCGGGCGGCGACGCGGCGGCCACGGUGCUAGACCUGGCGUGCGAGAUCCUGUCGCGCCUCCCGCCGCAGUUCGACCUCGCCCUCGCCGAGCGCAGGCACCCGCUCUGCUACAGGCAGUCGCUCAACACCGUGCUCAAGCAGGAACUCCUCCGCUACAACCGGCUCCUGUCGACGCUGAAGAGCUCCCUGAAGGCCGUGAAGAAGGCCGUGAGCGGGGAGAGCCUGAUGUCCGACGAGGUGGAGAGCACGUACCACUCCCUGGCGGUGGGCCUGAUCCCCGCCGCCUGGGAGAGCCGCUCGUACCCCUCCAGGAAGGGCAUCGCUCCCUACGUCAGUAAUUUGCUUCACAGACUGAAAUUCUUCCGGCGGUGGAUAGAGGAAGCCAUACCUGAUAUCUUCUGGUUUUCGGGCCUCUUCUUCCCCUAUACGUUCAUGACGGCGAUACGGCAGAACUACGCCAGGAAACAUAAAAUCCCCAUUGAUAGAAUUCACUUCCAGUUCAAGGUGAUGGACAAAGAAGUGAGUGACAUCAUCGGCGAGUGCAUCCGCCCGAACUUCGUGGAGCUGCCCGAGGUGAUCGAGCAGCUGCCAACGCCGUCGCUGAGGGGCCUUUGUCAGCCUCCGGACACCGACCGGGAAGACGAAUCGCUCGGGGAGGAUGAGGAGGCCGAAGGAGGCGACGGCGGAGGAGGAGGGGGGAAGGGAGGAGGGGGGAAGGACGGCAAGGGAGGAGGGAAAGGAGAAAAGGGAGAAGGAAAGGCGAAAGGCGACGACGGGGCAGGAGCGGCGUCGGCCGAGAACAAGGAGGCGCAGCAGGCGGACGGCGCACAGGACGGCGAGGGCGAAGAGGAAGCCCAAGAGGACGCGAAGGACGCCGGCCAAGAGGACGAGAAAGAGGACGACGUGAUUUAUCAGGUCAUUCCUCGACAGGCGGAUGAAGGAAUGUAUACAUGGGGCUUCUUCCUGGAGGGCGCCCGCUGGGACCGCGAGCAGCGCUGCCUGGUGGACAUGGUGCCCAAGCAGCUACAUGACCAGCUGCCCAUCAUCCUCUUCCAGCCCGCGCCCAUGCCCGAGGAGGAGGAGGGAGGACCCGCCGCUGUUGAGGAGGAGGUCCCUGGCAUGUACCGCUGCCCCGUGUACCGCACCAGCGACCGCAGCGGCACCAUCUCCACCACAGGGCACUCCUCCAACUACAUCCUGGACCUCAUCCUCCCGUCGCAACUCCCGCAGUCUUAUUGGGUCGCUCGGGGGGCCGCCGCCCUCACGCAGCUCGACGACUGAGGGAGCACGUCGAGAGAUGGAGAGGAGGACUUGUUGUGUGUGUGUGUGUGUGUGUGUGUGUGUGUGUGUGUGUGUGUGUGUGUGUGUGUGUGUGUGUGUGUGUGUGUGUUUGUGUGUUUAGACAUAGGUGUUACUGAGAUAGAAUAUUUUAUUCUUGUAUUAUGCUAAUGCUUGUUAUUAGUUGUACGUCCCGACUAUAGUCGCUUCUAUAUAUCAUAUAAAGAUAAUAUAUCGUUGAUAUAGUUUUAGAGAAACCAUUAAUUUAUGUAUAAAAACUAGUGCAUAUUAGUGAAUUAUAUGUCACAAGACGAAGACCUGCCUUUGAACAAUAGAUUGCAAAAGUGACCAGAAGCAAGUUUCCCUAUCUUGUACAGCAAUUGCAACGCUAUGCAACCUUGUCUAGUGCUUUCUACAGAUACAUUCCCCUUGCGAACUAUUCUUCUGUUGAUUUAGUAUUCUCACCUGUUACCUGAGAGUAACAGUUGCUUGAAGAUGCUUAGCAUAAGAGAAAACAUCGGUACUCAAAUAGCGUUACGCUUACUAUGCCACUUACCUUCAUAGAAUCACUUACCUUUAUAAAAUAACAAAGGGAAGAGCUGUGAAGUCUUGGACGGGCCUUAUAGUUAAUAGAGUGCUAUUCUACGAAUUGCAGGAAAGUAGAAUACCCUUCAUGAUAGUUGAAUAUAUUACAUGUAUUGUUACCG
This is a messenger RNA of Penaeus chinensis, 10997 nucleotides long. Its product is annotated as dynein axonemal heavy chain 3-like. The record is from RefSeq and is a predicted model, not a curated record. Gene Ontology annotation, biological process: microtubule-based movement. The transcript is spliced from 64 exons. Lineage: Eukaryota; Metazoa; Arthropoda; Malacostraca; Decapoda; Penaeidae. Gene Ontology annotation, cellular component: dynein complex. Bases 82 to 10293 code for a protein of 3403 amino acids. Gene Ontology annotation, molecular function: minus-end-directed microtubule motor activity; dynein light intermediate chain binding; dynein intermediate chain binding.